UCAACAUCAUCCCCUCAUAAUUUAUUUGCGACGCGCAUUCGCGCCGGCCUUACCUCAACCCUUUUCGCGCAGCCACAAUGAGCGCAGAGGUCGCGUCACCCAGUGCUGCCGACAUUACAUCCUCCGCGCCGUCGCGGCGCAAAUCCGGACGCGUGCCCACCCAGCGUCAGCUAUACUCCCCUACCGGAAGUGCGAAGAGGAAGCGUGGUGAUGGAAACGAUAGCGAUGUUGACAGUAACACGCCUUCGUCCGAAGAAGAGGACUCAGAGAGCAUCUCAGACGAAGAAGAACUGAAAGAGCGCCGGAAACAGAGCAGAAAGAAGAAGAGCGCGACAUCCGCAAGGAAGCCUCCACAGAAGAAACCCAAAACCAAUGGCGAAAUUACGGGUCUUGCAAUUCGCCCCGCGACGGGCGCGAAGAAGAAGGCAGCGCGACCACGGAAGGCGGCCCUUCGCAAGAGCGCGCUAGUCGAGCAGGAUGCUGACGGCCUAUAUGCUGAGAUAUUUGCGCGCGGAACGCGCCUGAACGACGUCGCGGCGCAAUGGAUCAGCCGAUUUCACGAACACGAGGCAAAGGCUGUGGCGGAAAUCGUCAAUCUUGUCAUUCGGGCAGCAGGAUGCCACGUUCAAAUCGAUGAGGAGGAUAUCGCCGACCCAGACAACUGCCCACAUAGGCUGGGUGAUCUUCAAGAUGAAUACAACGCGGAACAAGUAACCGACUACCCACUCAUAUCAAAGGCCAGAGGCGCUGCUGCUUUCCGAAACGCGCUACACGGCUUCUUUGUCGCCUUGACUCAAACAAUCGCACAGACUGGCCUCAUGUACGAGGAGAACCAACUCAUGGAGAAUAUACAGGUGUGGAUCUGCACCAUGACUUCCGCCACCAACCGCCCUUUUCGUCAUACCAGCACAGUGGCGGCGCUAGGCGUUACCUCAGGAUUAACUCGAAUCGCAAGCGACAUCGCAGAGAGCACAGCAAAGAUGAUGCGACAGAAGGAAACCGAAUCGAAAAAGGCGCGGGCAAACAAGUCGCGCUUGGCCACAAUUGACCAAGAAGUGGAGGAGCUUAAUCAAAAGCUCGAGCAUGUGAAGGCCCUCAUUACGGAUUGGUUCGAUACGGUCUACGUCCACCGAUACCGCGAUGUGGACCCUAAGAUCCGGGUUGAGUGUUGCGAGGCGCUGGCAGAUUGGAUCAUGACAUAUCCUGACAAAUUCUUCGACGGACAACAUCUGCGAUAUCUAGGCUGGAUACUUUCGGAUACUAACGAGGGCACUCGCGCCGAGGUUCUCAAGCAGCUUGCAAACCUGUACCAUGACAAGGACAAGCUUGCUGGUUUGAAGACUUUCACUGAACGCUUUAGGGCUCGUAUAGUCGAAAUAGCAACUCGCGACGCGCACACCAACAUCCGGGCUAGCGCAGUUGAGCUGCUUGACAUACUACGUGAAGCCGGAUUUUUGGAGCCUGACGAUAUCGAUACUGUAGGCAAGCUCAUCUUUGACUCGGAACCGAAAGUCCGGAAGGCUGUUGUUGGCUUCUUUGCCGAGAAUGUGAACGCAGCCUACGAAGUUCAAAUAGAUGAUAUGGGUGGACAGGAAGCGCUUGACGAGGCGCUUGCCGAGCCAGAUGACGACGAAUACAAAAACCCCAGGCUCGAAUGGCUAAAGAUGAAGUGUCUUGUCGAGCAACUACUUUCUUACGAUGAAGAUACUGGGCUUCCUUCGCAGAUCGAGCGCGUCACCCCUUAUGGUGCGGAGCUGGGUCUGGUCGCUGCGGGAAUAGAGUCGCGUUUCUCUCUCGCUGCUCAGGCGCUGUAUGAUGCAAUCCCCGAGGUCCGGUCUUGGGAAGUGUUGGCAGGCUAUCUCCUUUACGAUCACUCGCAGACCUCUACUGAUGUUGCGGGCGACGAUGCCGAGUCUCUGCUGCGACGGAAUUGUAAGCUGGAAGAGCAUGAGGAAACCGCGCUGCUCGAUAUUUUAAAUGCAUCUGUCCGGAUACGACUACAACGACUAGCCGAGACACAAAAAGACAAAAAGAGGACAAAGGCGCAGCGCAAUCAAGACCAGAUCGAGCAAGAAGACACGGCGAAAAGGCUGACGACUCUCAUACCGGAACUGCUCAAGAAAUUUGGUGCGCUGCCAGAAGCUGCUUCAUUGUGCCUGCGUCUCGAGCGCGAGCUCAAUUUGGAUGUUUUCCAGGAAUUACGGCAGAACACUGCUCUGACAGCGCUACUGGACGAUAUCAACAAACAGUUCCUCACCCACAAUAGCGAACGCGUUCUCGGUGAAGCAAUUACCUCGAUUCUUCACGCUUUAGGCAAUGACGAGCUCCGGGAGCUUGUCGAUAGCAAGACCCAAUCUCUAUGGGAUGACCUCUCCGGAACAUUCGACGCAUUGCGACGAGGGCGAGAUCUCUCCGCUCGUGGGAGUGUGGAACAGAACAUUCUUGCCGGCAUCUCCAACAUCGUGUUGAAAAUGUCGGAGCUUGCAAAAGCGUCAGAGCCCGGAGUCUUGGACCAAGUACCGGCACCGACAAAGGCAAGGACGAAGAAUAAGAAAGUUGCUCAACUAGACACCCCACCAAUUUCGGCCCUACUGGAGAUUCUCGAGCGAGGUGUACCUGUGGAUGGCGUGGACGCCGAAGUUGAUGAAGCCGAGAAUGCUCUGGUUCGCCACACCAUGUUGUUGAUGCUUCCAUAUUUCCUCUGGAAGUGCAGGAAUUUUUCGACACGCAUUGAGGCAGGCACACGGAUACCUGACGAUGAGCUUACGAUGGUAGCAGAGCGACGAGAUGUCUGCAUUACUGCACUUAUGCGGAUAAUCGAAAGUAGGAAGGGUGCAGACGAGCUUAGAGUCGAAGCAGCUGACCUCUUGCUUGAUUUGUACAAUCUGUUCCGAGCACUGAAGGCUAUACAAGCGAAAGCCAGCAAGAGUGCAAAGAAACCAAAUGGUCGCGCGUCUAAUGAAAACGACGACUGGGAAGCCUUAUGCCAGGAGAUUGACGGCAAGACCGUGCGAUUGCUUCUACAGAUUCUGACCGGCCUGGAGAACAAUCUUGCAAAGCGUCUCCGCAAGCGCCUCGAAGGCCCAGACGUCGACGACGACCCGAUGGACGAUGAUGAGGAUCCCGAGAGUAGCGACGACGAAGGCGACGACGAGCAAAUCCAGAACCAGAAGCAAAUCCGCGCUUUGCUUGCCGAAGAGCGCCUCUGCACCUUCGGCAGCCGCGUCGUGCACAGCGUCCAAGUCGGCUCUCUCGAUGCCGACAAUGAGAAGACUGUGCGCACGCGUCUAGAGCGCAACAAGGCCAAGCUGACGCCCAGUUGGAAGGAAGUCGUCGGUCAUCUCGACAUUAGCAAGCAAGUCAAGGGCAAGGGCGGGAAGAAAGCCCCGGCGGCAAAGGAGUUGGCGAAGGCUGCCAAGAGCAAGACUAUCGUUGUAGAAGAUGACAGUGAAGAUGAGGAAGUGCAGGACGAUCCGAUUGAGGAUGACGAGAUGCCUGAUGCGGAUGCAGAGGCGGGAGCGGAGGCAGAAGGACGGAUCAACGGCGAUGCGGAGAGCGCGAAUGGGGAUGUGGAGAGGGAGAGUGUGCUGGGUGAUUAGUGCAUUCCGCGUUGUAUGAGCAGAGGACGAAUCCGGCUUUUGUGGGUGUGCUUGCUUGUUUCUGCUCCUGUGGUGUUUCUUUCGUGCGCAUAAUUGUUCAAGAGGGCUGUGUGGUUGUGUCGGUAUACCUCUGUGUAUGGCGUUCUGCGGGGUCAUGAGGGCGUUCAGGACUGGGAAGGGAAUUGUUGUGAGGGCUUGUUUCAGAGAUAGUGUGUGUAUGGUUGUGGAUGUUUGAAGUGUAUGCGUGCUGUUCAUUCUGCACUGGUGUCGUGUGCCUCUAUAGCUGUUGGGGCGAUCAUCUGCGUUAUCUCAAGCUUCACUUGGGCAAAUGAAGAGGAAGUUGC
Molecule: messenger RNA, 3943 nt
Organism: Paraphaeosphaeria sporulosa
Lineage: Eukaryota; Fungi; Ascomycota; Dothideomycetes; Pleosporales; Didymosphaeriaceae
Product: STAG-domain-containing protein
Exons: 3
Coding region: 78-3599 (1173 amino acids)
Biological process (GO): sister chromatid cohesion
Cellular component (GO): nucleus; cohesin complex; chromatin
Molecular function (GO): chromatin binding
Source: RefSeq, a predicted model, not a curated record